Messenger RNA from Cornus florida, 3417 nucleotides. RefSeq names its product receptor-like kinase TMK4. Gene Ontology annotation, biological process: protein phosphorylation. Gene Ontology annotation, molecular function: ATP binding; protein binding; protein kinase activity. The record is from RefSeq and is a predicted model, not a curated record. The transcript is spliced from 2 exons. NCBI's taxonomy places the organism in Eukaryota, Viridiplantae, Streptophyta, Magnoliopsida, Cornales, Cornaceae. Bases 246 to 3023 code for a protein of 925 amino acids.
UCUAAAAAAAUACUCCCAGGAAUACUUAUUUCGUUUGACAGUCAGUCACCUUAGCACAGCUUUUUUCGUAAAAUCCGCCGUUUCUUCCUCUGUCUCUCUCCUGUCUGAAAACACACCCUUCAAGAUCCAACAAGCUCAAACUCAAACUCAAACUCAAACUCAAACCCAACUCUCUCUCUCUCUCUCUCUAACUAAGAUUAUAUGUCUCUUCUCUCUCCUCACCACAACCAGCUCCACCUCCAACAAUGACAUCUCCCAAAACCCUACUUUCUCUCUCUGCCCUUUUCUUCUUUCUCCUCGCCGUCCUCUCUCUCUCCUCAGCUGACGAGGCCGCCGUCAUAACCAAGCUCGCCAACAGCCUCUCCCCAGCCCCAUCCGACUGGACCGGCGCCGACUACUGUAACUGGUCCGGCCUCAACUGCGACAGCUCGAACCGGGUCACCGGCAUCAACCUCAAUUCCAAAUCUCUCUCCGGUUCUCUCCCCUCCGAUCUCAACCAGCUCACCCAGCUCAAGUCCCUCUCUCUCCAGAAGAACGCCCUCUCUGGGUCUCUCCCAUCUCUCGCCAAUCUCACUUCCCUCGAACAAAUCUUCUUGGACAGCAACAAUUUCACUUCGAUUCCCUCAGAUUUCUUUGUGGGUCUCACCAAUUUGCAGACUUUGAGUCUCAGCGACAACCCCAGGUUGUCGCCAUGGACGAUUCCUCAAGAUUUGACCCAAUCUAGCAGUUUGGGCACAUUGUAUGCUAGUAAUGCCAACUUGGUCGGUUCGAUACCGGACUUUUUCAGUAACUUCCCCAAUUUGCAGAAUCUCCGGCUGUCUUACAACAAUUUGACCGGUUCGUUGCCGGCGUCUUUCGGGUCAUCGGAGAUUCAGAACCUCUGGCUGAACAAUCAGUUGAUGGGAUUGUCGGGUACGAUCGACGUGUUGUCCGCGAUGACCCAGCUCUCUCAGGUGUGGAUACAGCAAAAUGGGUUCACGGGUCCGAUCCCGGACCUGUCUCAGUGUGCGAAUCUCUUCGAUUUGCAGCUCCGGGACAAUCGGUUCACCGGUGUCGUGCCUCCGACGCUGGGUUCUCUUCCCAAAUUGGUGAAUAUCUCGUUGCAGAACAAUAAAUUGCAGGGUCCUAUGCCUUCGUUUGGCAAUGGAGUUACAGUGGCACUCGGGACGACGAAUAGCUUCUGCAAGAGCACUCCGGGACCCUGUGAUUCGCAGGUGACCACGCUUCUCGAGAUCGCCGGAGCUAUCGGGUAUCCGAUGAACUUGGCCGAGUCGUGGGAAGGGAAUGAUGCUUGCCAGAAAUGGACAUUCAUCACCUGUGAUCCGCAGGGGAAGAAUGUGACAACUAUCAAUUUCGGGAAGCAGCAUUUUUCAGGAACAAUUUCGGCUGCUUUCGCCAAUCUAUCUUCACUGCGUGUUUUGUAUUUGAAUGAUAAUAAUCUCAGUGGGUCAAUUCCAGAUAGCUUGGCAACUUUGCCUAACCUUCAAACACUUGAUGUUUCGAACAACAAUCUAAGUGGGCAAGUCCCAGUUUUUCCAUCAACUGUGAAGCUGACUUCGGCGGGCAAUCUCUUACUGGGGAAGAACACGAGCUCCGGGGGUGGAGGAAGUGGUGGAACACCGGGUUCUGGAUCGAAUUCUACUACGCCGUCCGGAGGUUCUCCCGGGACUUCAAAAGGGUCUUCUGUUUCAGCAGGUAUGGUUGCUGGACUUGUGGUUGCUCUUGUAGUUUUUAUUGGGGUUGUGUUGUUUGUGUCAUACAAAUGCUAUGUUAAGAAACGGCAUCAGAGAUUUGGGAGGGUAGGGAGUCCCGAAAAAGCGCAGGACAUGGUGAAGAUUGGCAUGAUGGGUAAUAGCAAUGGGUAUGGUGGAGUGCCAAGCGAAUUGCACAGCCAGAGCAGUGGUGAUCAUGGUGACAUGAAUAUUUUUGAAGGUGGGAAUGUUGCGAUUUCGAUUCAAGUUCUUCGACAAGUGACAGACAAUUUCAGUGAAAAUAAUAUUUUGGGUAGAGGAGGAUUUGGAGUUGUGUACAAAGGGGAAUUGCACGACGGGACGAAGAUUGCGGUGAAGAGGAUGGAAUCUGUGGCAAUGGGUAACAAAGGAAUGAAUGAGUUCCAAGCAGAAAUCGCGGUCUUGACGAAAGUUAGGCAUAGGCAUUUGGUGGCUCUUUUGGGUUAUUGCAUCAAUGGCAAUGAGAGGCUUUUGGUAUAUGAAUAUAUGCCACAGGGGACUCUUUCGCAGCAUUUGUUUGAGAAGCAUGGAUAUCCUCCUCUUACUUGGAAGCAAAGGGUGACAAUAGCAUUGGAUGUGGCAAGAGGGGUUGAGUAUUUGCAUGGUUUAGCACAACAAAGUUUCAUUCAUAGGGACUUAAAACCAUCCAACAUACUUCUUGGAGAUGACAUGAGAGCCAAGGUUGCCGAUUUCGGUUUGGUCAAAAAUGCACCCGACGGGGGGAAGUAUUCUCUUGAGACGCGUUUGGCAGGAACUUUCGGUUAUCUUGCACCCGAGUAUGCUGAAACUGGAAGGGUCACUACGAAAGUGGAUGUGUAUGCAUAUGGAGUGGUUUUGAUGGAGAUAAUCACAGGCAGAAAAGCGCUAGACGAAACAGUGCCAGAUGAGAGAUCUCAGUUGGUUACAUGGUUCCGGAGGGUCCUAAUUAACAAAGAAAACAUUCCCAAGGCUAUUGAUCAAACUCUUGAACCGGACGAGGAGACUUUAGAGAGCAUCUGCAAGGUGGCCGAGCUGGCAUUUCACUGCACUGCACGCGAUCCGUUACAGAGACCGGAUAUGGGCCACGCGGUUAAUAUUUUGGGUCCCCUUGUGGAGCAGUGGAAACCUACUUGCCAUGAAGAAGAAGACAACUAUGGCAUUGAUCUCCACAUGAGCCUUCCUCAAGCUCUUCAAAGAUGGCAAGCUGCUGAAGGCACAUCCACAUUGAUCCAUGAUCUAUCGAACAGCAGAACCCAUUCAAGCAUUCCUUCAGAGCCAUUCGCGGACACAUUUCAUUCUAUGGAUUGCCGAUGACAGAGAAGCGAUCGAGCUCAGUAACAGUACUGUGGUUUUAUUGGAUUUAUUUAUUUUUCCCAAUUUUUUCGAUCUUUUGACAUGGAUGUGCCUUUCUUAUAUGCUGCUAUUCUCAUAAUCUGUGUUGUGAAAACAACUGAAACAAUAGAUUGUCUGUAUUUUAUGUUUGGAUUCUUUAAAGCUGACUGGUAAGUUGAUGAGAGCUUGAGGAGGUAGAACUUGGGUUUGUUAUGGUGGGGGGUUAAAAACAGAAAAAGAGUAAAGAAAGAAGAUGGAAUAUAAAUGUGUGUAUCAAUUCCUUUUUAUUGUUCAUCAAUGAUGUUAUAUUCAUUGUUCUAUGUAAAUCAUGGUCAAGAUUUUAAAUAAUAGUAAAUGCAUAUAAUGAUUUUGAAUA